Messenger RNA from Trichosurus vulpecula (common brushtail), 1038 nucleotides. RefSeq names its product translocase of outer mitochondrial membrane 22 (gene TOMM22). Gene Ontology annotation, biological process: intracellular protein transport. NCBI's taxonomy places the organism in Eukaryota, Metazoa, Chordata, Mammalia, Diprotodontia, Phalangeridae. The record is from RefSeq and is a predicted model, not a curated record. Gene Ontology annotation, cellular component: mitochondrial outer membrane. The transcript has 4 exons. The coding region runs from base 24 to 476 and encodes 150 amino acids.
CGCUUCCGGUGUCCCCUAGAGCCAUGGCUGCCGCCUCGCCCGCCGCCUCGGUCCCCGCUUCUGCCGUGUCGCCGUCGGGGUCGGCGGGGUCGGCGGACGAGCUGCUGCAGAAGAGCAACGCCGAGAAGGUCGAGGAGGAGCUGGAGGACGACGACGACGAAGAGCUUGAUGAGACCUUGGCCGAGAGACUGUGGGGCCUGACGGAGAUGUUCCCGGAAAGCGUCCGGUCUGCUGCGGGAGCCACCUUUGACCUCUCCCUCACAGUGGCCCAGAAAAUGUACAGGUUCUCCAGGGCAGCUUUGUGGAUCGGGACCACCUCGUUCAUGAUCCUCGUUCUCCCCGUUGUCUUUGAAACGGAGAAGCUACAGAUGGAGCAGCAGCAGCAGCUACAGCAGCGGCAGAUACUCCUUGGGCCUAAUACGGGGCUGUCUGGAGGGAUGCCAGGGGCCCUCCCUCCACUUCCUGGAAAGAUUUAGAGAAGAUGAGCCGCAUUUGACUGCUUGAAAGGGAAAAGUUUCAAAUUCAACCGUUUGCGAGCUGUUGAUUAUUUGAAAUGUUUUUGUUUUUUCUGGGUUUGGGGGGCAUGUUGAACCAUCUGAACAGUAUGGGCAGAAUCCUCCCCACCCUCUCUCUAGAGGUGUCUGUCUUUCAGCCUUGCCCCCCACACUGGCACGAGUUUUUUCUUCAGUGCUCCUCCUCUGCCACAAGUGAGUACAAGGAUGCAGUGACCCCAGCUCUGGCCUCCCCAUCCCCACUGCUAAGCUGCUGUCAAUCAAAGGAUCCCUUGCCUUUUCCUGGGGGAACUGAAGUCGGCAGGGUUGCGCUCCUGACCAUUGAGAACUCACUCAGACCCAGUGCAUCAAGUGUGGGGUUGACAAGAGUCACUGUGAAUCUGUGUGUUCUGGAGGGGGGGGGGGGGGGGGGCAUGGCUUCCUCCUGGUGUGCUGGCUGUUUUUGUUUGCCCUGUAAAGCAACGUGUGUAUGAGGAAGUCAGCACUAAUGUUUUGUAUUAAAUAUUAAAAAUGAUUCCAACUCCAA